Paramuricea clavata is the source of this 3738-nucleotide messenger RNA. The record is from the annotation of a GenBank genome assembly. Lineage: Eukaryota; Metazoa; Cnidaria; Anthozoa; Malacalcyonacea; Plexauridae.
UUGACCAUUGUGCACAUAAACCAUGUAACUCCAAGGAAAAAUGCAUUAGCGGAGAUUCAUACGAGUGCAAAUGUCUCAAUGGAUAUUUUGGACAAGAGAAAACAUGUUCAGGUAAACAUCAGAUCAUUACUGAAGCUUCUUAUGCAGAGUCUUGAUUUUUUAUGUUCAUGUAUACAUAGUUAAUAGAAGAGAUGGUUUUAAUAGAAGAGAUGGUUACUCAUUAGAAUAACAAUAUAAAUAAUUAUCUAAGAUAGUCAACGUUUAUUCAUAAAUCUAGUCCUUCACCGUUACAUGCGUAUCGUAUUUUUGCCCAACUAACUAAUAGCAAUGCUUUAGGAAAUUUACCUAUCCGUGACUCGAACAAUAGGGUAAAUUGGAAAUUGCUAUUGGUGGAUUUGGCAAAAAUACAAUACACACGUGACGGUGAAGGAACAUAUUUAUGAAUAAACGUUGACUAACAUGGAUAUUGAGUUAUGUUGUUUCCAAACCAUCUAUUCUAUUAACUAUGAUGUAUAUAGGUUUUAUACUUCAUUCAGACAAUAGAAUCGUCUCCAUCAAUUUGUAUAGGUACUCGCAUGGGGCCGAGUAGAAUUAAGGUUUACGAGUAACUAUGCGAUUUCUUGUUAAUCAUAGGGCAAAAUUUAUUCGUAAGUAAAUUGUGAACUUGUCAAGUUAUUGAACCUCGUAAGCCUUCAAGUCUUCGCCAAUAUUCAUUUAUGCUGCCCAUUUCUUAAAUACUCUGACCCUUAAAAUUUGUACUUUUCUAGUGUUCCUCGAGUUUUCACUAGACGUUUUUAAUUCUUCAAUAACAUCAUUGUCCGCAAAGGCAAAGCGAGAAGCCAUAACUUGUAUCGUUUUUUAAAACAAGAAACUUCCCGCGCUUGCGUCUCAGCCAAUCAGAUACACUAAAUUUGACCUGAAUUAAGAAAAAAAUGCCCGCAUCAUUAGCCAAUUAUAUUCGACUAAUUUUGCCCUCUAUAUAAUUAGUAUAGCUAAUAGCAUGUUUUCGAAUGCAAUUUGGAUAUAACAUGCACGAGUGAGUUAUUCAAAGACGUCAAAAUAGCACGAGUCUGAAGGACGAGUGCUAUUUGAGAUCUUUGAAAAACUCACGAGUGAAGUGUAUCCAAAUUUCACGAGAAACCAUGUUUAUUGCCAAUUAAUUUAUAACGAACCGUCCACUGGCAAAGUUUUCCUGGUUUUGUUAUAUCACAUUAUACAACGCUAACAGCUUGAAAAUUCCGCUCAACUAUUAAAGUUUUUUUGUGCUGUUUAAAGUAAAUGAUUUUCCAUUUAAAAAAAGAUAAAAGCCAUAUUUUCUGUACCAAAGCCGGUCAACAUUUACUUUAUGCAUCGCGGCGCCUUGUUUGUUUUGUUUUGAAAUCAAUCUGUGACCGUUACUUCUUUAAAUUUGAUUGCUUUAAACUGUUUGGUUGACUUUAUCAUCACAUUGUUUUUCCACCAAUCAGAUUAGCUUGUGAAAGAUUUUUGCACUGUGAUUACAGAAAAUUGCGCAAUGCUGUUUUCGAUUAACUGCACUAAUAUCAACCAAUCACAGUCGAGUAGUAUUUUGUGUAUAUUAUUAUAUGUAAAAUAUCAUGAUCAUGUAAUCAUUAAUACUAACGCAAAAUUUCGUGCAAACGUUUGUAACCCCAAUUAAGCCGUGACAGAACUGCCGCGAUUCUAAACCCAGGGCCGCCGAGAGCAUUCGCGGGGCCCGGGGCAAAUCUUCCUUGGGGAAGACAUGACAUCAUUAUUUUUAAGCCAGACUCGACUAGACCUCAGCGAGGCUGCAUGUGGAGGUACUGUAAGGGACCCUCAAUUUCAAAAAUUCUCCGAUCAUGAUCAAUUUAAAGAACCUACUUCAUUUUAGGCUCUCACUCUCGAGUUGGGGUCAUAUUAAGGUGGGGCCCCGGGGCAAUUUGGCCCCUCCCCUGCCCCUCUCUCGGCGGCUCUGUCUAUACUUCAACAGGCAGUAUUGAUAUACCCGUAUCGAAUUUGUGUGGUGCACGCAGCAAUUAAAAUGUAUCUAUAUACCAAUAAUUUUUAUAUUAAGAAACUUUUUAAACAACUAAAUUCUCAGUCUAGCUUCAUUCUCAAAAACUAUAAAAAAUCACGAAGUUCUAGACGAUAAAUGCUUCAGCAAUUUGUCUGAACAAAGUAAUUCAUUAUUGUUACCGAGCCGACGGCGCGAAGCGCCGUACGAGGGUACUAAUUCCCCCCUGCUAUUUACACCCGGUGAAACGAAAGCAUUAGGGAAGUCUAAAGUUCAGCAAAUAACGCGGUCGCAUGGCUAACCGUUGAUCGUUCAUGGGUGGUCAUCCUCACUGAUCUCAGAAAUAUGGCGGACUGUCAUGAAUAGCGGACACUGAUUGGUCCAGUUUAAAGUUUGCAUUAUAACGACCGCAUGACGACCGCAAAAUAGCAAAUAUUUCUUGAUUUGAUGAUUGAUGAAUUUUUUGCUCGCAUUUUUGCAAGAUUUAGUAAAUUUCAAAAGUUUUAUCAUAAAGAAAGGGCGAAAGAAUCGGUUAAAAGAGGGGAGCUGACGUUAACGAAGGUAAAUUUGUUUUAAAUAUUGAUUUUAUAAUGGAUUUAAAACCCGACGGCCUUUGCGUGUAUGAAACAACUAAACAAGACAGCAUAUAAUUUCAGUAUAUCUUUAAUAUUGACUCCCUUUUUUAUUAUAUUGAAGUUUUUAAAUAAAAAAGAAAGCAAAGUUAUCUGUAAGCGUGUAUUUGAAAUCAUUUUAUUGCGAACUCAAAGUUUAUCGAUAAAGCCAGUUUAGUGUAUUAAAAGCAGUUUAGUGUAUUAAAGAACAUUUUAAUUAAAACAUUUUGCGGAGUGUUUGUGGUUGAAUUUUACCUUAAAAUUGAAGGUAAAAACAUUAAAUUGAAGGUUAAUUAAAUUCAGUAGCGUAGCCAGCCCAACGAUUUAGUCCCGCUAUGCAAAUAUUUUCGUGUUCAUUGACUGUGAAAACAAUCAAUUUCUAAAGAAAUGAAUAAUGAUAAUAAUUUUGAAUUUGCAUAGCGGGACGAAAUUGUCGGGCUGGCUACGCCACUGAUUAAAUUGAAAGUUAUAUUACGUACAAUAACAUAUCUAACAUAUAUAUGUUGGGAAAUUGAUAAUUUUGUAAUUAAAGGUGAUAUUUUUGGGCGAUUUGUAAGAAUAUUCUUUAAAAAUUAUUGUUUUACCAUGAGAACUACUCUAGAUAUUCCAUGUUCGGAAAAUACAAUGGUUUUGACAGCAAGGCGAGGGUUUCUGCAUGCAUGUAUUUUCUAGUAUUUAUUUAAAUCAUCGUCUUGUAACUGUUUUUGCCUACGAAAUUUUGCGCCAAUGAAAUAAGUAAUAAGAAUAUAAGACAUAAGGUUGUUACAAAAAUUAUUUGUUGGUCUUCUAUUUCGAAAUACAUUUUCAAGUAAAAAUUGGAAAAACGACACUUGAUCAUGCAUAUAUCAUAAUAUUUUUCCAACGAAAAGUGGCUAAACAAUUUCACACUCAUAUUUUGAAAAUUACAUAUAGAUAUACUAGAAAACGAGCCACUGACUUCUCGACAGAAUUUGAGUGAAUGGUUGCCACAAGAAAGUCGAGGAAACUGGAGUGUUUGCUGGCGAGCAACAAGAGACGGCUGGGAUGUAAAAAAUUUCCAUUCCAGAUGCGACAAGAAAAAACCGACUUUGACAUUAGUAAAAGUUGGUGUUUCCAUAUUCGGCGGGUAUGCCACCGAAUCAUGGGAUGGUAAGG